ACCAAAAAAAAAAAAGACAUACACUAAGUAGUACACGACGAUCUCUCUAGAGCCCAAAGCUUCCUCUGAUCCCGUAAUGAAGAAAACGAAGACGCUGGUGGCUUCCAUCUCCACCCUUUACAGACGAACCUAUCCUUCAACUUCCCCGUGCAAUCCACUCGCUACGAUUGCUUCGAUUCGUUCACAAACCCAAUUGCCUCGCGAAUCCCUUCAACAUUACUCUUCAGCUGAGGCUCUCGCUAGACGACUCCGAUGUUCCGGGAGAGUUUUCAGCUCGGACUCUGGCGCCGGGAAGAGAGUCUCCGGCUGCUGGAACUGCGGCGAGAAAGCUGCGUUUUUGUUCUGUGAAUCAUGCCGUAGUAUUCAACCUGUCGAUGAUUCCGUCGAUUAUUUUCAGAUUUUUGGCCUGGAGAAGAAGUAUGAGAUAGAACCUGGAAGCCUCGAAGGCAAGUACAAAGAUUGGCAAAAGAAGCUACAUCCUGAUUUAGUUCACAACAAAUCCCAGAAAGAAAGAGAUUACGCAGCCGAGCAGUCUGCUAAGGUGACUGAAGCAUGCAGGACAUUAACCAAGCGGCUAUCGAGAGCAAUGUAUAUUAUGAAGUUGAGUGGCAUAAAUGUCAAUGAAGAAGAAACAAUAACAGACCCAACAUUGUUAAUGGAGAUUAUGGAACUCAGAGAGGCCAUAUCAGAAGCAGAUGGUUCUGAAGCGUUAAACCAGAUCCAAUCCCAGGUACAAGAGAAAUUGAAGCAAUGGUCUGACUCUUUCGUCGAAGCCUUUGAAAGCCAAAGGUUUGAUGAAGCUGUAAAAUGCAUACAGAGAAUGACUUAUUACGAACGAGCCUGUGAAGAAAUUGUGAAGAAGCUAUGAGGCAUGUAGUCGUCCUUUAAAAUGAACACGUUUUUUUCUUAAUGUUUGCCUCUUAGCCUUACCGGUCACAUUUGAAGGGAACACAUCAUGGCUCAUAACUACAGUAUCUUAGCUCCAUGUUUUUAGUUUAGCUAUAUAGAACAGAGGGCUUUUAAUAAAAGAGCAUUUACAGAUUCGUUGCUAAGAAAAAUAUUUAAUUUGCUCCA
Capsella rubella is the source of this 1074-nucleotide messenger RNA. RefSeq names its product iron-sulfur cluster co-chaperone protein HscB, mitochondrial. Bases 77 to 868 code for a protein of 263 amino acids. Gene Ontology annotation, biological process: [2Fe-2S] cluster assembly; protein complex oligomerization. Gene Ontology annotation, molecular function: ATPase activator activity; protein-folding chaperone binding. NCBI's taxonomy places the organism in Eukaryota, Viridiplantae, Streptophyta, Magnoliopsida, Brassicales, Brassicaceae. The transcript is spliced from 6 exons. The record is from RefSeq and is a predicted model, not a curated record.